Trichomycterus rosablanca is the source of this 8780-nucleotide messenger RNA. RefSeq names its product cytoplasmic linker associated protein 1a (gene clasp1a). The transcript has 42 exons. NCBI's taxonomy places the organism in Eukaryota, Metazoa, Chordata, Actinopteri, Siluriformes, Trichomycteridae. Gene Ontology annotation, molecular function: kinetochore binding; microtubule binding. The coding region runs from base 444 to 5138 and encodes 1564 amino acids. The record is from RefSeq and is a predicted model, not a curated record. Gene Ontology annotation, biological process: establishment of mitotic spindle localization; mitotic spindle assembly. Gene Ontology annotation, cellular component: microtubule organizing center; spindle microtubule; mitotic spindle.
GUGGAACCGACACUUUGAUGCUGCCGUUUUCCCCCAGUGUCUGAAACUGGUUUAUCUGCUUGUUUUUAUUAUUAGUAGCAGGGCAGUACAACAUGAGUGGACUACUAAAUUAUAAAGCAAUGUUCCACUGGACCCUGCCUUUCCAGCACUAGAGUUACACUUCAUGCUGCAGUCAGCCUUGUUAGGUUUUUGGAUUGCUCUGCCAGAAAGAAGGAAAGGACAGAGAGGGUUCAUAAGCCACAUCAGCUGUUGUUGAGGCACAUAUGGUGCAUUGUUGCCGUUCCCAGGCCUACAUCCCCAAUCCUCAGCCUUUUGCUACUUUGUGAUUGAAAUAGGAUUUUUCACCCUAUAGGAGAUUUUUCCCUUUGGGUCAGACCAGGACAUUAAGUGCAUUGUUUAGUUUUUACUUUCACUACCUCUGCGGUGGGCUCCAAGCAUAGGCCAUGGAGCCCAAUAUGGAGUACUGUCUGGCGCAGGUACUACAGAAGGAUGUAGGACGCAGACUGCAGGUGGGCCAGGAGCUCAUCGACUACAUUAGUGAUAAGGACAAAUCCUAUGACUUGGAACAGGACCAAACUGCACUAGAUAAGAUGGUGGAUGGCAUUGCCUCAUCCUGGGUCAACUCCAGUAACUUUAAGUUGGCUUUGCUGGGAAUUGACAUUUUGUCUGCCUUAGUCACAAGACUGCAGGACCGCUUUCGGACCCAAGUUGUAACAGUUUUACCGAGUUUAAUAGAUCGGUUAGGCGAUGCCAAAGAUCAAGUCAGAGACCAGGAUCAGGCAUUGCUGCUAAAGAUCAUGGACCAGGCAUCUAACCCUCAGUAUGUCUGGGACAGAAUGCUGGGGGGAUUUAAACACAAAAACAACAGGACCAGAGAAGGAGUCUGCCUUUGUCUUAUUUCAACAUUAAAUGCAUAUGGUGCCCAGGGCUUAACACUAAGCAAAAUAGUACCUCAUAUAUGUAAUCUGUUGGGAGACCCCACAAGCCAGGUGAGGGACAGUGCCAUGAAUUGCCUUGUUGAGAUAUAUAGACAUGUUGGUGAGCGGGUCAGAGUAGACCUCAGCAAAAAAGGACUUCCACAAUCAAGGUUGAAUGUCAUAUUUAGCAAAUUUGAUGAAGUCCAAAAAUCUGGCAGCAUGAUUCCCUCCUCUGGCUCAGAUAAGAAUUUUGAUGAUGAUGACUCUGUGGACGGGGGCAGGUCCUCCUCUUCCACCUCAUCGAAAGCUUUCUCCAGCAGCAGGCGAGUAGGUAGUAUGGGCUCCAUGAGACGACCCAGCUCGGCCUCCGCACCCAGAGCUGCAGGAAAAGAAGGAGCCAGUGCAGGGGCUAUAGAUGAAGAGGACUUUAUCAAGGCAUUUGAAGAUGUUCCUACUGUGCAGAUUUAUUCCAGUAGAGAAUUAGAAGACUCCUUGACUAAGAUCCGUGAGGCGCUCUCUGAUGAAAAACAUGACUGGGAGCACCGAGUGACUGCUCUGAAGAAGGUGCGCUCACUGGUUUUGGCUGGAGCUACAGAACAUGAAGGAUUUCUCCAACAGCUCAGACUUUUGGAAGCUGCUUUUAAGCUCUCUGCAAAAGACCUGCGCUCUCAAGUAGUCCGGGAAGCCUGCAUUACCUUAGGACAUUUGUCCUUAGUGUUGGGGAACAAAUUUGAUCACGGAGCAGAGAACAUCAUGCCUGCGCUGCUCAAUCUCGUGCCCAACAGCGCCAAAGUAAUGGCCACGUCAGGUGUCGCUGCUAUCCGCCUCAUUUUACGACAUACACACUAUUCUCGACUCAUCCCAAUCAUCACCAGUAACUGCACCUGCAAAUCAGUAGCCGUUCGAAGGCGGUGUUAUGAAUUUUUAGAUCUUUUGUUGCAAGAAUGGCAGACAAACACAUUAGAAAGGCAUGUUGCAGUUCUUACCGAGACCAUCAAAAAAGGAAUCCAUGAUGCUGACUCUGAGGCCAGAUCCAUAGCCAGAAAGUGUUACUGGGGUUUCCAUGGACACUACAGCCGAGAGGCGGAGCAUCUGUUCCAGGCUUUGGAGUCCACCUAUCAGAAAGCCAUCCAGUCCUACCUGAAGAGUUCAGACAGUGUUGUGUCUCUGCCUCAAUCUGACCGUUCCUCUUCCAGCUCUCAGGAGAGCCUCAAUCGACCCCUGUCUGUGAGGAGUGCUAUAGGAGGAAGCAUGACCAGAAGUAAGGUGGUGAGCUCCAGAACACCCUCCACCCCCGGCUCACUCCAGCGCUCACGCAGUGACGUCGACGUCAACGCCGCUGCCAGCGCCAAGUCCCGAAUGCCUGCCGUACCUUCGCCCGCACCCUUCAGCUCAGCUGCAGCCCUGCCCCCAGGAUCCUAUGCCUCCCUGGGUCGUGUGCGUACAAGAAGGCAGAGCUCUGGAAGCACUGCUGGUGCAAACACUACAGUAACAGACAGUCGAGGACGAAGCAGAGCUAAACUGGUGUCUCAGUCUCAGCCCGGCAGCCGUUCCAGUUCUCCAGGAAAGCUGCUGGGUCACACAUACGGCAGAGUUCCACGCACCACACCGACAGCUUCUACACCACGUGCAAGGGUCCCAAGAAGCCAGGGCUGUAGCCGAGAGACCAGCCCUAGCAGAAUGGGCAUAGCCAGGAGCAGUCGCAUCCCGCGCCCCAGCAUGAGUCAGGGCUGCAGCCGUGACACGAGUCGCGAGAGCAGCCGCGAUACCAGCCCUGCUCGGGGUUUCACUCCUCUGGCAUCCCGACGGCACUCUCGCUCUACCAGUGCGCUGUCCACAGCCGAGUCUGUGGCCCAGUCAGAUCGAUUUGGGCUCAUCCACCAGGCCCGUAUCUCUGCCUCGGUCAAUGCUAUGAGGGUUCUGAACACGGGGACCGAGGUCGAGGCUGCAGUUGCAGAUGCAUUGAUGUUAGGAGACUCCAGGAAUAAGCAGCGAAAGCCUAUUAGAAGGCGGUUCGAGUCUCCAGGAAUGUACUCUGAUGACGAUGCUAACAGCGAUGCUUCUAGUGCAUGCUCAGAGCGCUCGUACGGCUCUCGGAACGGAGGGAUUCCACACUACCUUCGACAAACCGAGGAUGUCGCCGAGGUGCUCAAUCACUGUGCAAGCUCCAACUGGUCCGAGAGGAAGGAAGGACUUCUGGGUUUGCAGAAUUUACUCAAGAGCCAGCGUGUUCUCAGUCGAGUGGAGCUGAAAAGAUUAUGUGAGAUUUUUACCAGGAUGUUUGCAGAUCCUCACAGCAAGAGAGUCUUCAGUAUGUUCCUGGAGACUCUGGUAGAUUUUGUUACAGUUCACAGAGAAGACCUGCAGGACUGGCUUUUUGUUCUGCUCACUCAGCUACUGAAAAAGAUGGGAGCUGACCUCCUGGGUUCAGUACAGGCUAAAGUCCAGAAGGCUCUGGACAUCACUCGUGAAUCAUUUCCAUUCGACCAGCAAUUCAACAUCCUAAUGAGGUUCAUUGUUGAUCAAACACAGACUCCCAACUUGAAGGUAAAGGUGGCCAUCCUGAAGUACAUCGAGUCCCUGGCCAGGCAUAUGGACCCUGGAGACUUUGUGAAUUCCAGUGAGACGAGACUAGCUGUGUCUCGUAUCAUUACCUGGACCACAGAACCCAAAAGCUCUGAUGUUAGAAAGGCUGCCCAGGUGGUGCUGAUCUCACUUUUUGAGCUGAACACGCCCGAGUUCACCAUGCUAUUAGGAGCUCUGCCUAAAACAUUCCAAGAUGGAGCGACCAAGCUCCUCCACACCCACCUAAAAAGCAGCACCAGCAGCGUGAGUUCACCCAGCAACACGAUUGGUCGCACCCCAGCCAGACAUUCAUCAAGCAGGACAAGCCCUCUUACCUCACCCACUAAUUCUUCUCAUGCUGGCCUUUCACCAAGCCGCUUGUGGGGUUGGAGUGUCGAUGGGUUCUCAAAGCACCCAGCUCCUCCUCCUCCUACUCCGUCUCAGCCCUCAGUCCCCGCCCCUUCUCUCAGAACCAUCCGCUGCGCACUCUCCCCCAGUAUGCUGGAGUAUGACACGGAGAAUAUGAACUCUGACGAGAUCUACAGUUCUCUGCGUGGAGUGACGGAGGCAAUCCAGAGCUUUAGCUAUCGCAGCCAAGAAGACCUCAAUGAUUCAAUACGGCGAGAAUGCAAAAAGGAUGAAUUGGUCAGCCGGGACACAGCAUCACCUGGAUCUGAUUCUCGGUUAGGGUUGGAUAUAGUCGAGGGCGGUCGCACAGCAUUGGAUAACAAGACGUCUCUCCUCAACACCCCUUCCGCUCGUUCUUUUGCCGGUCCAAGAACGCGCGAGUUUGCACCAUAUGGUUAUGGAGACACCAUCGGUGGUUAUGAUAAGAGCGCUCUAAAGGAAGCCGUCUUUGAUGACGAUGUGGAGCAGUUCCGUGAUUGCCGGCGGCAGGAGUGUGGUGAGAACAAGAUGGUGCUCUCCAAGGGCUUUACUCCUGAUUUGGUGGCAGACCUGUUGAAAGAGCUGUCUAAUCACAACGAGCGAGUGGAGGAGAGGAAGGCGGCACUAGUGGAGCUGCUAAAGAUCACACGGGAGGACAGUCUGGCGGUGUGGAAUGAGCACUUCAAAACCAUUUUGCUGCUGCUGCUGGAGACGCUGGGAGAUAAAGAUCACAUGAUUCGGGCCCUGGCUUUGCGGGUUUUAAAAGAAAUUCUAAGGAUUCAACCAGCCCGCUUCAAGAACUAUGCAGAACUCACCAUCAUGAAGACACUGGAGGCUCACAAGGACUCUCACAAGGAGGUGGUGAGGGCUGCUGAAGAGUCUGCCUCAACUCUGGCUGGUUCCAUCCACCCAGAGCAGUGCAUUAAGGUGCUGUGUCCCAUUGUUCAGACUGCAGAUUACCCUAUUAAUCUGGCAGCUAUCAAAAUGCAGACUAAAGUGGUGGAACGCAUCAGCAAGGAUUCCCUGCAUCAGCUGCUUGCAGACAUCAUUCCUGGACUCUUACAAGGCUACGACAACACAGAAAGCAGCGUUCGCAAGGCCAGUGUGUUCUGCCUGGUAGCUGUAUACUCUGUGAUCGGUGAGGAACUCAAGCCCUACUUGGCCCAGCUCACGGGCAGUAAGAUGAAGCUGCUAAACCUGUACAUCAAAAGAGCUCAGACAACCAACAGUAACAGCAGCAGUUCGUCUGACGUGUCGUCCCACAGCUAAUGUGGAGGGCUGGCUUAUCAGCGCUCUUCACUCAAGAAUGGGACCUUAGUCGUGCCUCUUUCCAUUCAUUUUAUUAUUGAUUUUAUUUAUUUUUUUCUUUUCAUGUUUCUGACUAUUUACAAGAAAUGUUUUUGCUUAUUUUAAGUAUUCCUUCACAUUUCUUCUUCCACGUGUGAAUGAAUGUAAAGAGAGUUGAAACUAAGAAGGACAUGCUAGUUAUUUUUAUUGUUAUUAUUAUUUACUCUUAUUUGAAUCACAUUUUUAGAAUGUUGUUUCCUGCCAUCACCAAGUUCAUUUUUUUAAUGCAUAGGCUUGCUUUAUUUCUGAAGAAACAAGUUAUUAUUUAAUAUUAAUGUAAUGUGCUCAUUUUGCAAAUCUGCAGUGUUGGAAAAGUAUGCAUUUUUAUUUUAAAUAGGGGACCGUUUUGUAGGUCGAACACGUCACUUGAAUCUCAGUGGUGGAGGAUCAUUUGGCUGGCCGAGUGAUUUAAAUGUGAUCAUAAGAAAAGAUCGUAAUUUUUAAGGUUAAGCUAAAAUGCAACCAAAUAAUGUAGGACUAAAUAUAGACAUUUAUUUAAAUUAUAUUUAAAAUGACAUGCCACCAGUUCUGCUUGUCCUGCAGAAAAUGAUCAAAAAUUAUUUGUUAUUGAAGGAUUAUUUUAAGUUUAUAGAAUUUUAUCAUUUGGAGUUGCUUUUCUUUAUAGCUUUUAGUUUUAAGGUAAUUUAUGUCAGAACAUUAAAAAAGACCGAUAAUUAUCAGAUUUUUUAGUCCAUCCAUGAUUUUGCCUUUAAUCAGUGAUUAUAGAAUCAGCAUGAGCUCUUUUUUUUUUUUAAUCAGUCAUUAAAAAAAUGUACUGUGGUGCAGUGGUAAAACACACUAGUAUGCCAAAGCUGAAAUCUCGAACUUGUCGGUUCGAAUCUCAGAUUUGUUACCGGCAGUCUGGGCGCCUACACAAACAAUGAUUGGCUCGUUUGCAGGGAUUGUGCCGGAGGGAAUUCCCCAUAACUGGGCAGCACGGUGGGUAAGUGGGGUAGUGGGUAGCACUGUCGCCUCACAGCAAGAAGGUCCUGGGUUCAAUCCCCAGGUGGGGUGGAGUUUGCAUGUUCUCCCCGUGUCCGCGUGGGUUUCCUCCGGGUGUUCCGGUUUCUUCUCAUGGUCCAAAGACAUGCAAGUGAGGUAAAUUGGAGACACUGAAUUGUCCAUGACUGUGUUAGAUAUAACCUUGUGAACUGAUGAAUCUUGUGUAAUGAGUAACUACUGUUCCUGUCAUGAAUGUAACCAAAGUGUAAAACAUCCUAAUAAACAAACAAAUUCCUCAUAACUCAUUCAAUUACGACCUCUGCUCGGUGAUUGAUGGGGCCUGCACAGAGAUGGGGGAUAAUGGGAUCAGUGCGUGACUCUCCGUGCGCAAAGCUGAUCCACAUAUGAACUCACAUAUGAAGUCAGUGUAUCACGGCUCUCCUCAGUCAGGAGUGGUGGUCAUUAUCAGUAGAGAGGAAGCAUAAUGCAAUUAGGUAAUUGGAUAUGACUAGAUUGGAAGGAAAAUUGGGAGAAAAAUGCAACAAAAUUUACUAUUACAUUUAGCAUUUAAAAUGGUAAGAAAUUGCAACUUGAAAUAAAUGGAAUUCAUGGUUUACAUCAAAAUGGCAAUACAGAGCACCGGAAAUUGCAAUCUGAAACCAAAGGUCCUUAACUGCUCACAUUAGUUAGUUUAUUUAUUCCAGUUGGAUGUGACCAAAGUUAUCAGCAUGUUCUAAUUGUUACCAGUGAUAUCAAUAUCAGCUUUCGGAUAUUUCGUGUCCAAUUACCCUGAAUGCGUCCUCUAUACUGAUUCGACCCUUCACCGCUGACUGAGGACGCCUCUCAACUGACAUACGCCCCCCUCCGGUACGUACAGUCAGUACAGAUAGUGCAUUUUUCACCUGCACGAGUCGAGUUCAUACACUUGACGGGCACUGUGUAUGGUGGGCUCCUCCCCCAUCAGCAUUAUUCCUCAGCCCUGUGCAGGUGUUAUCAGUCAGCCAGCAGGGGCCGCAGUCGCAUCAGUUAUGAGGACCUAUGACUAGACUUUCUUACCCGCUAACCCUGAACAACAGCCAAUCAUUGUUCACGCUGCCGCCCAGCCCAGUCGGAAAAGCCGGGCUGAGAUUCGAUACGAUACGAUGUAUUCGAAACCACAACUCUGGUGCGCUAGCAUACUUUACCUCUGCGCCACCUGAGCGGCUAGCUUUCGGAUAUUUUGACUGAAUUUAAAAGAGCUGCGUACUGUAGUAAACACAAUCAUACGUUUGAAGUAUUUGUGAACGCUGCAAAAUCCUGGAUGGACUACUUAUAAUAUGGACAGAUGUAAAAACCCUCUUUCACUAGAAAAUGACAAUCGGAAUUAUUAAUUAAAUUAUUAAUCAUUCAAGUUGUGCUGGAAAAAAGUUCAACUAUCAGGCGGGAAGUAUAAGGUGUCAAAUGUUUUUUUUAAAAGCCUGAACAUGAUCGUCUUGAGGCAAAGAUGUAACGAAUUAAAAUAAAAUAAAAUCCCCACUGACUCUUAAACUGAACGGCAAACUCCUGAACUGACUUUGCUUGUGCUGCACAUGAGGACUCCGUUUCCCUGCCGUUAGCAGCGGUUCAUGCUUUUAAGACCGCUUGAAUAGCUACAGAAACUUUAAACACUACAAUGUCCUCUGUCCAGUCUUCUCCUAGUACACUUCUUGCUAUGAGUGUGCACUUGUUUGAAAUGUGAACAGACAGAUAGAGAUACAUGAAUGUGUCUGUGGCCUUGUGAAAUUCCUCACAAUCGACACACAAAGUGCUGAACUUAAAACCAUGUGACCAUUUUCACAUGUUUGAACCUUUCAACUUAAGCAGCUUUUGCUAUCGGAUGCUUUUUGUACAUAACUCAUCACCAAAAACGGCAAAAAUACUCGGCUUUUGCACUUUUUUGCACGUUAGCAAAUAGCCUGCAUGUGUUGGACCUCGACCGUAUGGCGCCACAGUGAUCGGCCUUGCUGUUGCAGAUUUUGAGCUCUUGCCUCCUUGUUUAUGUGGUCAGUCUGUAAAUAGUGUUAUUUUCCCCUUCCCCUAACACAUACGAGGAGGCAGCCAAGAGUAGAAUUAAAACAGGAUUUAAUACGUUGUCUAAAAUGUGUCUGUUUUUACAUCGUCUGUCAAACGAUUCCAGGGAAGGUGAUAACAGGACCCUGGUUUUCAUUACAGUUUUUUUUUUUUCUGGAAUUCUGGCUUUUACGAUGGUACACUGUGCGGUGUCAUUGUGUCAUUUGCAGCUUUUUUUGUAGAGUGGCCGUGCACUAUUGAUGGACUGACGGAGUAGAUUUUUUUGAUGUUGCUUGAAUUGGGUCCAAUGUAAAAAGGAACCAACUUUUGACAGUUACUUUUGCAAGUAUUACUCCACUCGAGGAUAUCUGGAAAUGUGGGGCCACAACAAGUAUUCCAACAAAUUGCUUUCUGCACAAAUUAACUUUGUUCUGCCAUGUAACACUUGUAUCUGUAUUUAGAUAUUUUAUUUUAUUUUAUCAUCAUAACUGUACAGUUGUGUUUUUCUUUUCUUUAUUUUUUUUUUAAGGGCCAUGUGUGAAAGAUUUGUAACCUAAAUUCGUUUGCCCUGAAAAAUAAACCAUUGUAAAAGCG